Cladophialophora carrionii CBS 160.54 is the source of this 2073-nucleotide messenger RNA. Its product is annotated as sodium/hydrogen exchanger 3. The transcript is spliced from 6 exons. Gene Ontology annotation, molecular function: sodium:proton antiporter activity. NCBI's taxonomy places the organism in Eukaryota, Fungi, Ascomycota, Eurotiomycetes, Chaetothyriales, Herpotrichiellaceae. The record is from RefSeq and is a predicted model, not a curated record. Gene Ontology annotation, biological process: vacuolar acidification; proton transmembrane transport; sodium ion transport. Bases 1 to 2073 code for a protein of 690 amino acids. Gene Ontology annotation, cellular component: fungal-type vacuole membrane; early endosome; late endosome.
AUGGCGUCAAGUCUGGUGGGCGCGACGUUGAAUCUUCUUCGUCGCCAGGUUGAAGACGCGGAUCCAGACGAGCCGUCAGAGGCCGGACAGAAAGAGAUCUUCUCAUCAUGGGCCCUCUUCAUCCUGAUCAUGCUGCUCAUUGCGGCGCUCUUUAUGAGCUACAUUCUGCAGCAGAAGAAGAUCCAAGCGGUGCAUGAGACAGUCAUAUCCAUAUUCGCUGGGAUGGUCGUCGGCUUGGUCAUCAGAGUGACCCCCGGGACGGUCAUACAGGACACCGUCAGCUUCGACUACCAAUUCUUCUUCAACCUCCUCCUUCCGCCGAUCAUCCUCGCCUCGGGUUAUGAGUUACACCAGGCCAAUUUCUUUCGCAAUAUCGGCACCAUUUUGACCUUUGCGUUUGCCGGGACGUUCAUUUCCGCAGUCUCGUUGGGUCUCAUCCUCUGGCUGUGGACCAGAAUACCCUUCGACGGCUUGCAGAUCACCUGGGUCGAGGCGAUCUCGGUCGGGGCCACGCUCUCUGCCACCGAUCCCGUCACCAUCCUCGCCAUCUUCAAUCUUUACAAAGUCGAGCCGAAACUCUACACGGUCAUCUUUGGCGAGUCCAUCCUCAACGACGCCAUCGCCAUUGUCCUGUUCGAGACGGCCCAAAGAUACAGGGAAGGCGGCGCGGCUGGGAAUCUGAACAUCAUCAGUCUGUUCGAGGCCAUCGGGAUUUUCUUGCUCGUCUUCUUCACCAGCUUGGUCAUCGGCGUUGUCGUCGGAAUCGGGACCGCUCUGGCGCUGAAAUAUACCUUUGUGCGCCGGUUCCCCCGGAUUGAGAGCUCGCUGAUUGUUCUAAUCGCAUACGCAAGCUAUUUCUUUUCCAACGGCGUGCAUAUGUCAGGCAUCGUAUCGCUCUUGUUCUGCGGAAUCACCCUGAAGCACUAUGCAUACUAUAACAUGUCGAGGCGGACCCAGCUCACCACGAAAUUCGUUUUUCAGAUUACUGCACAGCUCUCGGAAAACUUCAUCUUCAUCUACCUGGGCCUCACACUAUUUACCGAGACAGAUCUGGUCUUCAAACCUCUCUUUAUUCUCGUCACCGUGGUCGGCAUCUGUGGCGCGCGGUGGCUGGCAGUGUUUCCGCUCUCCAAGGCGAUCAACUAUAUCAUUCGAGUGCGAGCGAAACGACGCGGGCGAGAUGUCGCCGAAGAACUUCCCUGGCACUAUCAGGUCAUGUUGUUCUGGGCUGGGCUACGGGGCGCCGUCGGAGUCGCCUUGGCCGCCGGGCUGCAAGGCAACGAAGGUCCUGCGCUGCGUGCGACUGUUUUGGUUGUGGUUGUCCUGACAGUCAUCAUUUUCGGCGGAACUACAGCCCGCAUGCUGGAAAUCCUCAACAUCCGCACAGGCGUUGUGGAAGAGAUUGAUUCGGACGACGAAUUUGACAUUGAGACAGCGAAUGGCGGUACAUAUUACAAGCGCUCUGGAACGGGUUUCGGCCACAAUCCACGGUCGUCGUCCAUUGGCCUUGAUUACGUGGGCAAUGCGCGAGAGGGAAGACCAAACGGCUCCGCGUCUCGCCCCCGCCCCGACAGAGGAUACAGUAGCAGUAAUGGACGCUCCCCACCCGUCCGGGGCGGAAAUCAGCGCAAGAACUCGACCAUUUCUCAGCGGGAACGCGAGAUUGCAGCCCAGCAAGGGAAGCUGCUGUACGGCAACGGCAGCAUGAGUGGAUCGACUUCAGAUGACGAGGAAGAUGCUGUUGAUCUCGACCUGCCCCCUGCAGCACCCCGAAGGAAACAAUCGCCUCUCGCGGGAGGUCAUGAUGCACGAGCGCGGUCGGCGCCGGAUAUCGUUCUCAACAAUGGAGACGACGAUCCGCUUAGCGUGGACCAUGGAGACAUGGGCACCGUGGCCCAGACGGAAGGGACGUCGACGCCACUCGCCGGCGCGACCAGUUCGAUCCGAAAUCUGCUCCGGGGCGCCACGGGAGAUCACACGGCCUGGUUUCGGCAACUGGACGAGGACUUUAUCAAACCGCAUCUGUUGUUAGAUCAGCACCAGGGUCAAGGGAAAGGGCCACCGCCUUCUUGA